This is a messenger RNA of Hevea brasiliensis (rubber tree), 974 nucleotides long. RefSeq lists its product as uncharacterized. The coding region runs from base 246 to 860 and encodes 204 amino acids. Lineage: Eukaryota; Viridiplantae; Streptophyta; Magnoliopsida; Malpighiales; Euphorbiaceae. The record is from RefSeq and is a predicted model, not a curated record. The transcript has a single exon.
UAUUUGAAGACUUCUCCAACGGGAAUUCGCUUAUGACACGCUUGCUCGCGUCAUUCGCUCUGUACUUUCUAUGACCGUACGUUCGUCCUUUAUUAGCAACACCAAUUUGAGACCCUCAAUAUUCUUUUUUUGGUUUUCUUCCCUCGCAAAUCUGGACUCUCAAGCUUCCGAUAUCCUUCCGUCCCUUUCCUCUGUUUCUUCUCUGCUACUAUCACUUGGAUUUCAGGUUUGCCACUUUCAAAGAAAUGGGCAUUUGUUUCUCUUGUUCAGUCUUCACUUGUGAAUCUCAGAUUCUUCCCCCGACUGCCAAGGUUGUACCUGUUAAUGGUAGUCUUCAGGAAUACAAUGUUCCUAUAUCUGUUUCUCAAGUCCUCGAGGCUGAAGUUGCAUCCUCGUCUUCAUCAUCGUUCUCAUCGCCUUCUUCUUUCUUCGUCUGCAAUUCUGACUUUUUAUCAUAUGAUGAUUACAUUCCGGCUUUGGAUUCCAACGCCCAGCUCUACGCUAAUCAAUUAUAUUUUGUUCUUCCAAGAUCUAAACUUCAAAACAGGUUAAGCGCUUCUGACAUGGCAGCUUUGGCCGUCAAAGCUAGCGUAGCCAUCCAAAAUGCCUCCAAGAAAGGCGGUCAUCGGCGUAAGAAGGGCAGGAUUUCUCCUGUUUCGUUAGGGAAUCUGUCCCCCUCUGAUGAUGCCGAUGUUAUUAAGUCGUUUGAGAAGCCACGGGCACAGCAGCAAUCUCCUGUCGGGUUAUCAAGAUCCGGGUCUGUUAAAAGAUUACAAAAGUAUACUUCCAGACGAGCGAAACUGGCUGUUCGGUCCUUUAAGCUCGGAUUAAGCACCAUUUACGAAGGGACAGUGCUCUGAAUUUCUUUUUCUUUUUUUUUUUUAAUUUCUGUUUUUUUCUAGGAGGACAUCAAAAGGGAGAAAAGAAGCCUGAUAAAUCAAUUUCCAUAUGUUGAUAACAGUUUUUAUAUAUAU